AAAAACAUAAAAGAAAAAAAAAACAUAUUAAUUGUUGUCAGGUGUGUUAUCUUAUUUUCUUUAUCUUAUUCAUUUCUAAUUGAAUGUCUUUGGAAAUUAUUUAUUUUUCCAUGUUGAACAUUUGGAAAUCCAUUUGCACUCAUACACUUUAUUGUUAUUAUUUCUCCGCUAACAAGCCAAACUUAAUCCAUUUCCCUUAACUCAUUUUUAUUUUUAAUCUCAACCUAAUCCGCAAAAAUUAGCUCCUUCCUCAUUAGGAACAGGCUUUCAUAACCGAAAGGUUACCAGUGUGUGUGUGUGUGUGUGUGUGUGUGCAUGUGCGUAUGUGCGUGUGUGUGAUAUCUCCGUCAGUGUCACAUCUCCGUCGCUUCGACAUUUUGAAUAAUCAGAGCCGUCUCCUCUGACUCCUGCUUCCCUCUCCUUCUCAUCUUCAUCACUUUCAUCACAGGAACCGCGGGACCCUCGCAGUUUUUAAAAAUAAAAUAAAUCAAAUUAUGAACCAAACCGUUUCCAUUAUAUCUGCCGUAAUCACGAAAUAAUCCCGUCCGUAACAAAGGGUCCAUUUAAAGCUCCACGCUUUUGUCAGCGCCGGGACACUGAACCUCGCUCUGUAAUUGCAUUAUUUAUUCUCCUCUUACUUCCCAGCCCUCUGUGCAGAGGCAGUUCAAAUGUGAAAACCUUUCUGCCAGCAGGAGGAGAAGGGGCAGCGGAGUUCGGCCUGUGAGGUAAGAGCCUCGCACCUACAUUUUACUCCCAAGUUUAAUUAAGGUUUUCUCUCAAAACGCGUCGAUUUGACGCGUUGGGAAAAUGUAAAAGUUGUGCCAACUUGAACUUGAGGAAGAAACCUCAAAAUCUUGUUUUGCUUUUUUUUUUUUUUUUUAAAGAAGCCGUUUUCAGAUUGACGCUCCGCUGAUUUGCCAUCAAAUCAUUUCUUUAUUGCGCUGCGGGAUAGAGAGUGAAGAACGGAUGAGAGGGAGGAGAGAAGGAGGGAGAAGAGGAGCGGUUUGAGCUUAUCACGCUUUCUCUCAAACAACACGCGUGCGCGUUCACGCGCACUCUCUCUCUCUCUCGCUCUUUCUCUCUCUCUCUCUUUCUCCUGCGCACACACACAAACACACACACACACACACAUACGUUUACAUUAAACACAGGGUUAGAGUGCAGCUGGGAUGGACGUCAUAUCUGUGUUUUUAAACCAGCCCUGAGUGGCGCUCGGGACGCAGCACGAAAAGGGGGAAGACGCACAAUUACUCUUUUCUCCUGGACUUUCCACGCGCACGCACGCACGCACGCACGCACGCACAGACCCCGGUUGGUAUCCACGGACACGCGAGGUAAAGCUCUUUCACUUUUCUGAGUUUCGAGCUCAAUUGUUUUAGCUGGAUUUUGGGUUUUUUUUUUUUUUUGGGGGGGGGGGGAGUCAUUCCCCCCCAUAAACCAGGACCGUUCGUGUGUGCGAGUGAACAUGUGCGUGCGUGUGACCGCGACGGUUUGCUCUAUGUGUGUAAGAGAGAGAGAGAGAGAGAGAGAGAGAGAGUGAGAGAGUGUUGCUGGUUUUUUAAUGAAAACUGUUUUUGGGAGAAGGUUGAAGGCCCGUCACAAAGUAGUUUUGUUGAAGCAGAAUAGAGAAGACUUAAAGAGAUUUAAAAAAAAUUAAAAUCACCUGCGAUGUAAUAAAAAAAAGUUGGAUCAGGGUGAAGGAGAUUUUGGUCGAACAGCAGGUUCAGUUCACACCGCUGCAGGGGCUGCAGGAGCUACCUCCGCUGCCUUUUCCUUUUUUUUUUCCUCCAGUUUUUAAUUUCCCCCCUCAGCUGCAAAUACCGCAAGAAGCGCGGAGAAUAUUGGAGAGUAUCUCACCGCGAAACCCCGGUGCCAGACAGCUGACGAUGAAGAGGAUGUUGGUGGUGGUGAUGAUGAUAUUUGAGGAGCUGCAUCAGUUUGAACGUUUACUUUUAUAACAGAAAAGCCUUUAAAAAAAAAAAAAAAAAAAAAAACGGAGCGCAGCGACGAAGUGGCGGAGCGGCGUUUGUCGGUUUCAAACCGGAGCUCAGUGGCAGCUUCGCAUUGGGCAUAGAGCAGCUGACGCUGUUCAAAGUCGUCCCAAAAGACAUUUUUCAAAUCCGUGAACAUCCAACACAAACACGAGGAGACGCCGGACAACGAGAGCAACGCGAGCGACGUCUGUUUUCUCCGUAUACGCCGUUUUACGCGCAGGAGUUUACACACUGCACCGCACCGGAAUCCGUAAGAGAUUUUCCGCAGUGACAAAAACUGACCACAGGAGGCACAAGUGGAACGGCAUCUCCCGUGUCCCGACGACUCGGGUCGUUCCGUCACCUGCAGCAGGAAGCUGUCGCGGCCCCUCGUCCUCGCAUCCGACGUAUGUUUGGAGAAGCGACAGUCACACAGGUUAACCUGAUCAGGGUCAAGCAGAGGAAGAGGAGGAGCCAAGUCUGUUGCAGGUUGAAGCUGAUCUUCAUCGCAUCAUCCAAAUACCCGCACUGUCUGAGGUGUCCAUUCAUUGAGCAGUAGAGUCAAUCAGCAGCGCGAGUGAGAGGCCUCUUCAUCCUGACACACAGCUUUGACUCCAGUAUGCAGGAGUGGUUUUAAGGAUGGAUGAAUCCAGUUUAUGCCUUGGUGUGCCCUCAGCAGUUCCUGAUGCUGACGCCCAUCUGAGCAAUGCAAUCUUGAAUGGUCGAUACCCAAUCAGUCAAAAGCUCCACCAACUCACUAACCAGCUGGAACACACCUUUCCUGACCUUCAUCGCUCUCAGCAGAUCACUGAAGAGAAAGUAGCCACCCCUUUGGAGGACAAAAUUAAUAACGCAGCCCUGGCUGGUCAACCAAUCAGCAGCCAGAUGGCCCUGUUAGCCAAUCAACUCAACAGGGACAUUGAUGCAGGAGCACUGAGUGGGCUGAAUGGGCGGGUGGACUUGCAGCAGUUUCUCAAUGGACAGAACCUGGGGAUCAUGUCUCAUAUGAAUGAUAUUGAAGAUGACACACGAAAAAACAGAAAGUAUCCCUGCCCACUGUGUGGCAAACGCUUUCGCUUCAACAGCAUCCUGUCUCUGCACAUGCGUACUCACACAGGUGAGAAGCCCUUCAAGUGCCCGUACUGUGACCACCGUGCAGCCCAGAAGGGCAAUCUGAAGAUUCACCUCCGCACCCAUAAGCUAGGUAACCUCGGUAAAGGACGGGGCCGUGUCAGAGAGGAGAACCGGUUGCUGCAUGAGCUAGAGGAGAGGGCCAUUCUGAGGGACAAACAGAUGAGAGGGAGUGGUGGUCUCAUUCAGACCCCUCAAACGCCUCAUUUGGGCCUUAACAACAGUAACAACACCAGUCAGCCACAAUUGGGAUCCUGUGGAAUUGCUCCUCCAUCUGGCAUCACCACGCCAGACACAGUUUCCCAGCCAUCUUCUUCUCCCAAGUCCACUACAACCCAGGAUGAACAUUUCCUCAGCCCAGCCACAGGGUUUCGCUGCACCUUCUGCAAAGGGAAAUUUAAGAAGCGUGAAGAGCUGGAUCGUCAUAUUCGCAUUCUCCACAAACCCUACAAAUGCACCCUGUGUGAAUUUGCUGCUUCUCAUGAAGAGGAGCUGAUAAACCAUGUAGAAAAGGCCCACAUCACUGCAGAGCCUGCGCAGGGUCAGGGUGCCGGAGGUGCUGGGGGUGUGCAGACGGCCACUGAGUUCCGUUGCGACAUUUGCGGACAGGUGUUCAGUCAGGCAUGGUUCCUUAAAGGACACAUGCGUAAGCACAAGGACUCUUUCGAACACUGCUGCCAAAUCUGUGGCCGUCGCUUCAAAGAACCAUGGUUUCUCAAGAAUCACAUGAAGGUCCACCUGAAUAAGUUAGCUAUCAAAUCCAAACCACCUCAGCCAAGCGAGCAGGAACUGUCUGCUGUCAACAGCAUGAGUAGUCUUGCUCAGGAGGCUCAUGCUAAUCUUUAUUCCCGGUAUAUCUCCUGUCUUCAAGGUGGAUUCCUAUCCCCAGACAAACAAGGUCUAAAUGAGCAGCACCAAAUGCUGGCCAAAGCAGGAAUAGCCAUGAAAGAAAGAGAGAUGCUGGGGAAGUUGCUGGGACCUAUGGCAAGAAGUAUGGGCCAUGCACUCGGUGAAAAUGAGAAACAGUCACUUCUUGGUUGUCUACAUUUAGUGCCACCGCUGAAAUCCAGCUGCAUGGAGCGUCUACAGGCAGCUGCUAAGGUGGCAGAAAUGGAUUCUCUCAGCAGCUACCAAGCAUGGCAGAUUAUGGCUCGUGGAACAGCAUUAGACCGUGCUUUCAUGCCUAAGGAGCAGCAGCACAUCACCCAGGGGCAGGAAGAGGAAUUGGGCAGUGUUGGGGCCUUGUCUUCCAUUACUAAGGACAAGCAAGACUACUCCUCAAUUCCUUCCAAUGAUAGCUCUAAGCAAAAACAGCUCUCAGAAGCCUUGCAGGGAUCCAAGACCUCCAGUGGAUCCAUGAUGACCAUCAAAGAGGAUGGAAGAGGCUUUGAUGGCCACCAUGACUUGUCAUACCACAGUAGUGCAGAGACUCCAGGAGCUCUGGCCGGCUUAGGAAGCCCCAACAUUGACUAUAGCCUCUCUGGUCUGAAGGAGAAACCUUCAGAGUGCCCUGACUGUGGCCGAAUCUUUAGGACAUACCAUCAAAUGGUUGUCCACUCCCGGAUCCACAGCAAAGACAGAAGAAGCAUGGAUGAAGUACUCCAGCAGCAAGGACUGGAUGAACGCCGUGGAUCCGCCAGUGAUCCUGAGUCCCAGUCCAUCAGCCGCUCUACCACUCCAGGAUCAUCCAAUGUGACGGAGGAGAGUGGCGCUGGAGGUCACUCCCACACAGGAAGUGUCCAGGAUGACAGCCCGCACCCUUCCUCACCAUCUUCAGAUGUUGGCGAGGACACGGUAAAGACCUCGGUAACUGUUCCUCCUCCACCUUCCCUGCCUCAGCACCGAGAGAGAAACAUUGGACCAUCGUCAAAGGACUGUCCUUACUGUGGAAAGUCAUUCAGGACCUCACACCACCUCAAAGUUCACCUGAGAAUACAUACAGGAGAGAAACCCUAUCGCUGUCCUCAUUGUGACUAUGCUGGAACCCAGUCUGCCAGCCUCAAGUACCAUCUGGAGCGUCACCACCGUGAGCGACAGAACAGUUCUGCCUCCUCAGGACCAUCCUCCACAGGUCACAGCACAGCUUCCGACCACAAAGAGGAUCAUGGGAAAAUGGCGGGAGGUGCAAUAUUUGCUCGACCAGACAUUCUUCGCAGCGUCUUCAAAGGAAUUCCUCCCAACAUGGACUUCAGAGCCGGACCACUGCUGCCUCAUCAGUGGACAUCAGCCGGGAUGAUGACACCCCAUGAUAACAAUCGUGAACGUGGGGAUCAUCGAUUUGACUCAACCUCCUCGGUUGAAAACCUGAAAAUGACUGAUGUGGCGUCCACCCUUGUCUCUACGGCAACAGAUGGCCCUGCCAACUUCUCUGAACUCGGCAGAGCCUACCAAACCAUGAUGGGAAAUGGAGUGCCCUUCCAAGGCUCCCUGCAAGCCUUUAUGGACAACUUUGUCCUGGGCUCAAUGAAGAAAGACUUAAAAGACAACCAAAGUCCUGGGCAGCUCAAGAACCAGCUAUACCACGAUAAUGGGGAGCCGAAGGCCAAGAGGGCAGCACCCACUGAGCAUGAUAAAGAGGACAAACCUGAAAUCAAGAAGAACUCCGACCCUCGAAAACCCGGAUCCCAGUAUGAACCUCUGGACUUGUCUGUGUCAGUUCGACCUGAGUCUGCAUCCGGAGCACUUCCGGGUUCAUCAGUUACCGUUCUAGAUAACGUGGUGUGGCACGGCUGUCUCUUCUGCUCCUUCUCCACCUCCUCAUUCGAGCUCAUGGCCCUGCACCUCCAGGCAAACCAUCUUAGUAAGACCCAGCUGCAGAGGCCCAACACCAGUGACACCUCCUCUUCCAACACUAAGACCUCCAAUGUCAACAAAGAUGGAGACAAAGAUGGAGAGAAAAACCAAGGAGGCUGGAGCAAUCACGUUGACCAGACCUACAACCCCUUUCAGAGUGAGUUUUACAGAAGAUUUGGUGGCUUGUAUGAUGGAUCACCAGGUGCCAACCCCAGCCUUCAGGGGUUUGUGACUCCAGCAGAGCAAGGUCUGGAUAUCCCUAAUGUCUCCUUUGAAGGUACAUCUUCAGCUGGGGAUGAGCAGAUGGCUGAGAGAAGCUCUCACGGAGAAGCAGAAGAUGAUCAGGGAGGAUCAGACGAUGAAGUAGCAAAAGGAGAUGCUGCUGAGGCUUCUUUGAACUCCCCAAGGAGGCUGCCCCGACAGAUCCAGUAUGAUGAAGACGAACAAGACGGCGUGACUGAAGAAGAUGAAGAAAAAGAUCAGGACAUUGAUGGAGAUAAUCUUCAGAAUCACCGCAAACAUCAUCAGGAAGAUUUCUCCUUUCCUCCCAGGAGCGGAGCUGGGCUAGCAGCUUCUUCUUCCUCCACUAUGUCUUCACUUUCUCUGGGUCCUCCAGUUCAAAACCAUACCAUGUCACUGGAGAAGCAGUGGCAGCAGAAGAGUCUUGGCCUGCUCGCUUCAGGAGGAGGUCAUGGACUUCGGAACGCCGAGCCGUACGGCCACCAAGAUCAGCAGAUGAACAUGCUGUCAGUCCUGAGAGCCUACAGCAACGAGAACAUGCCAACCUUCAAUGGCCUCGGAGGAGGAGCUGCGGGAGGAACAGUGAAAAGGCCUGAAGUUCCUGUUCACCUGUGGGUGGGAGGAGAGGACGAAGAUCGCCCCAUGACCGCCGACCCCACACUGACCCUUCACCCUGACAGUGAUCUCAACAAUCACUCAAAUGGCUUAAAUGGAGGCGAGGUUGAGGGUUAAAAAAAAAAAAGAAACUCUGCCAUGAAGGUGAAAGAUGUGUAAAUGAAGGAUGAAGAACGCUGAAUGAAGAAGAAAUUUAAAAAGACUUUAUUUAAAAUGAAAAAAAAAAAAUCACAAAACUACCAUCACAGUGAGAACAAUUGUAUGCAGGACAGAGUUUGGGUUCGAUUAUGAACAUCUUUGAGUUUUUUUUGGACACUAAAACUAAUGUUUGUCUCCUGUGGCCCUGGUCUUAUCAUUUUUUGUUUUUGAUUAAACUACCUGUUUAAAAAAAAAACAACACAUACAUUCCUUUUCCUAAAACAUUUCCUAAAAUGUUUUUUUUUUUGUUUGAAUUUGUUUGUUCAACAGGAGUUCUUACGUGGUCACCUUCUGUUUGCUGCCACCUAAAGGCCACUUCCUGUGUGUUGUUACUGGAAUUCUCUCCUACUGUAAGAACAGAAAACAGUGACUGAUGGACAGAGUCAUGUACUUCCUGUCCCUCCCCCCUUCAGUUAAUCAAAGCUCUGGUGUGCUUACGUCAUGUGAAGUGACAGAAGUCAUGUUCAAAUUUACUGUUACUGUACAUCACAGAAGAAAAACAAACAAACUAAGCUGUAAAGUAUGUUUCAGGUAAUUAAAAAAAAAACAGUAGUGAAAAAGCAGGAACGUUUAUUUUUGUUUGUUUGUUUUUUUCAGGUGAAGUUGAAGGAUUAAAGCAAUGUUUUGUUUCUUCUGUCAUCUUUAUCUUCUCCUUAUAUCCAAUGCUUCUUUCUCCCUGUCUUUCAUUCCUCCAAUCUUAACAAUCACUUUUUAUUAUCUUAUAUGUAAAGAUAAUAAUAAUAUUUCAACUUCCAUUUUCCUUACUUUCUUGCUUCCACCUCUCCUUUCCCUCCCUUUCUUUCUUUGCUUUUCUUUCCCCAAACAUCCCCCUCUUGUUUCUGGCAUUGUUGUUAUUUCCUUCACCUUGUAAGCAUGUUACUUACUUCUUACUACAGUAUUACUUGUGGUAAAAAAAAA
Cynoglossus semilaevis (tongue sole) is the source of this 7868-nucleotide messenger RNA. RefSeq names its product zinc finger protein 536 (gene znf536). Bases 2613 to 6869 code for a protein of 1418 amino acids. Gene Ontology annotation, molecular function: RNA polymerase II cis-regulatory region sequence-specific DNA binding; DNA-binding transcription factor activity, RNA polymerase II-specific. NCBI's taxonomy places the organism in Eukaryota, Metazoa, Chordata, Actinopteri, Pleuronectiformes, Cynoglossidae. Gene Ontology annotation, biological process: regulation of DNA-templated transcription. Gene Ontology annotation, cellular component: nucleus. The record is from RefSeq and is a predicted model, not a curated record. The transcript is spliced from 9 exons.